This is a messenger RNA of Nasonia vitripennis (jewel wasp), 2238 nucleotides long. RefSeq names its product eukaryotic translation initiation factor 3 subunit H (gene eIF3h). Gene Ontology annotation, molecular function: metallopeptidase activity; translation initiation factor activity; protein binding. Gene Ontology annotation, cellular component: cytoplasm; eukaryotic 43S preinitiation complex; cytosol. The record is from RefSeq and is a predicted model, not a curated record. NCBI's taxonomy places the organism in Eukaryota, Metazoa, Arthropoda, Insecta, Hymenoptera, Pteromalidae. Bases 1006 to 2019 code for a protein of 337 amino acids. The transcript is spliced from 3 exons.
CAUUGGGACAGAAUUAGGUUGCAGUCUAUUUCUCAAAUCAUUGAGGAACAUUGUAUCAGUAAAGUGUUUGGCACAAACUCUAUAGCUGUUGAACAGCUCAAUUGGUGUUUUUUCAAGGAGAUCAUUGCGAUCGCAGGCUACUACCCACUGUUUGGAUCUACACAAAACGAAUGGGGCAAUAUUAUUUACAGCGAGUAGCGUUGAUUUUUACGAAUUAAUGGCAUACCUUUGAGGAUCUUUCGGAAAACGAAAGAAACUCCUCUUGUCGCGUCGGGACAAACCUCGGCAAUUCUUGAAGGCGCAGUAAUAACCGCCCUUUUUACUCAUCCUUAACAACAAAUAAUUUCAAGAAAGUAGCAAGUUGUGCGGACUGGGCAGCGUGUGCGAUAGUAGCUAUACAUACAUACAUAUAUAUAUAUAUAUAUAUGUAUAUAUAUAUGAAUUUCAACCCUUUAAUCUGCAGUGCAGACUGCAUAGCAGCCAGCAGGGGGUGGAUUGUGGAUACAUGUAUACAUACACAAUUUGAAAUGUAUGUACUAUAUACAUGCAAGCUGCAAGUGACGCAUGCGCUUUGAAAACCAGCUGAAAAUAUUAAUAAUAAGAUAUCGGAAAAAAUAUGCAAAUUAGCUGCGAUAAUUAAAUGCAUAUAAUACAUAUGAGCAGUGGUGUUUAACAGCUUGUCAAAUCAUGCGAAUUAUACCGUGAUUGCUGAUUGAGUCAAUAUCAUCGCCACUAUUUUAAAAAAAUGUCUUGCUCAUAUAUAAAUUAAAAAUAAAAAUGAUUGUUUCUUUCUUAUAACAAUUUUUUCAAGUGGUUUAAAAUUAAAAGGAACGCAAGAAUUGUGGUUUUAUGAUCGUCACGCUGUCUCAUACCGACGUUAGUGACAUGGUCACAUAAAUUUAGCAUUUUCCGCGUCUCUGCAGGCACUCUGGCAGCCAAGUUCUCUUUGACGGCGGUACUCGUCCAUACUGGAGAAACGUGGUUAGAUCUACCUCAGCAGCCAAAAUGUCAGGACGAAGUCAACCACGUCGUGUGCAGGAGCAGGAGCUGCGUAUUGAUUACGUUCAGUUGGAUGGCUUGGUGGUUAUGAAGAUGGUUAAACACUGUCAUGAGGAGACAACUAAUAAAAUGGAAGUGGCUCAGGGUGCCCUUCUUGGACUGAGUGUCAAUGGUCGCCUCGAGAUCACCAACUGCUUCCCAUUCUCGAAAAACGAUGAUUUUGAUGAUGAAGAGGAUUAUCAACUGAACAUGAUGCGAAGGCUGCGCAUUGUCAACAUUGACCAUUUGCAUGUUGGAUGGUAUCAAAGUGCCAAUGUUGGUAACGUUUUGAGUUUUCCAAUGUACGAGUCACAAAUUGGCUACCAAGAAUCUAUCGAAGAGUCUGUUGUUAUAAUCUAUGAUACCAAUAAAUCAGAUAGAGGAUUCUUGAUGCUUAAAGCGUACCGUCUGACUCCGGAAGCCAUCAAGUUGUACAAAGAUAAUGAAUUCACUUCUGAGGCUCUCAAGAACUUGAAAGUUGGAUAUGAAAAUUUGUUUGUUGAGUUGCCAAUCGUGGUCAAAAAUAGUCCUCUGACAAAUAUUGUUAUGUCUGAAUUAGAAGAAAUGAUUCCAGAAGAGGCAGGAACCAAGUAUUUGGAUUUGGGAACUGCAACUGUUUUGGAAACUCAACUCCGUAGCAUGAUGGAUCGUGUUGAUGAACUGAACCAGGAAGCUAUCAAAUUCAACCGUUACCAGAGCAUGGUUAUUCGUCAACAACAAGAUAAGAACAGGAUGUUGGCAAAGAGACAGCAAGAAAAUGCUGCUCGUGCUGCUAAGGAUGAGCCACCACUACCCGAAGAUGAUAUCAACAAGAGUUUGAGGCCAAUUCCAGUGCCCCAAAGGCUCAACCCUAUGAUCACUGCUGGUCAGAUCAAUACCUACAGCCAACACAUAUCCCAGUUCUGUGCUCAAAGCUUGGCUAAGUUGUAUAUUACUCAGAGUCUCCAAAAUGCAAAAGAAGCAAAAUCAUCGACUCGUUAAUUGUAAUCAGGAGUACGUUUUUUUAAUAAACAAGAAUGUCUUGACCAAUGAAACAACACCUUUCAUUAGAGUAUGCUGCUGUAAACAAGAAUCAUCCAACUUGAUAAUAAACUAUUGUAUUAAAAUCUGUUAAUUUUUAUUUUAAAUUUUAUAAUAUGCACUUGAUCAAUCAACGGUUGUAAUUUCUAAUUUACUUUUAGUAAAUCAAGUUUAUAAAAA